AGUCAGAACGAUGCUAAAACGAUAKUAACGUUUUAUUUUCGAUAUAUGUUAUUCUAAUAGGCUGAUUUUAAAAUGUUAUUUACUAUUAAUCUUUAGAUACGUGUAAGUAUUUAGAUUAUAUAUUUGUGUCGUGUCCAUUUGAGUGUUUAAGUUGGUUAUUCGCUUCCCUGAACAUUCCUCUAUUGGUAGAGUCCGUCGCUAGGCCUUUGCGGUAGGGAGUUGUUUGGUGGACCCGUAAGUUUUCCUUUACUUUACAGGUUAAUUUUAUUUGACCGAAGAACCCCGGGACCUCUGUUUUCACCACCUUUUGACUCAUUUKGGGKCCUUUUUUGUCUGGGGACCCUUGAAUCACAGUGUUUCUGGGCGUGGUGCACACCGCUGAAGAGGGAAGGGAGGUAUCGGUGAAUCUGAAUCCGAGUGUCCGCGGCGGAGCUUAUGAUGCCGACGUUGCGGGACAGCACCAUGUCCCACCCCGGAGAGAAUUCCCACCAAGUCCGGGUCAAGGCUUACUAUAAAGGGGACAUCAUGAUCACACAUUUUGAACCGUCCAUCUCUUAUGAAGACCUGUCUGGUGAGGUGAGAGACAUGUGCUCAAUGGACAAUGACCAGCAGUUCACCAUGAAGUGGAUCGAUGAGGAAGGUGACCCCUGCACCGUGUCGUCUCAGCUGGAGUUGGAAGAAGCUCUUCGCCUCUAUGAACUCAACAAAGACUCUGAGCUCACAAUCCACAUAUUCCCUUGUGUACCCGAGAAACCCGGUAUGCCUUGUCCAGGAGAGGACAAGUCGAUAUAUCGCCGCGGCGCUCGACGCUGGAGGAAGCUUUACUAYGCGAGCGGACAUGCCUUUCAGGCCAAACGCUUCAACAGGCGAGCUCACUGUGCCAUCUGUACGGACCGAAUCUGGGGUCUGGGRCGACAAGGUUACAAAUGCAUCAACUGCAAACUGCUGGUGCACAAGAAGUGCCAUAAACUGGUGACGGUGGAGUGCGGUCGACCGAUGAUUCAGGAACCAAUCAUGCCCGGCACACGGUCAAGUCCUCUAGACCCAGAUGUAACACAAGACCCUCAGACUACAGAACCCGGUCCAUGCGUGGGUGGCGGCGUAGAGAAGAUAUUGGGCACAGGGAAGUCUCCCACCAGCCUGGGCCUGGCGGACUUCGACCUGCUGCGGGUGAUCGGCAGAGGCAGCUACGCCAAGGUGCUGCUGGUGCAGCUAAAGAAGACGGAGCGCAUCUACGCCAUGAAGGUCGUCAAGAAGGAGCUCGUCAACGACGACGAGGACAUCGAUUGGGUCCAAACAGAAAAGCACGUCUUUGAGCAGGCCUCUAAUCAUCCAUUYCUGGUCGGCCUCCAUUCCUGUUUCCAGACAGAUAGCAGACUCUUCUUUGUUAUCGAAUAUGUAAAUGGAGGCGACCUCAUGUUCCACAUGCAAAGACAAAGAAAACUCCCAGAAGAACAUGCCAGAUUCUAUUCUGCAGAGAUCAGUCUGGCACUCAACUACCUCCACGAGCGGGGAAUCAUCUACAGAGACCUGAAGCUUGACAACGUUCUGCUGGACUCCGAGGGACACAUCAAGCUGACAGACUACGGCAUGUGCAAGGAGGGUUUGAGACCAGGCGAUACAACAAGCACUUUCUGUGGUACCCCUAAUUACAUCGCUCCUGAAAUACUCAGAGGAGAAGAUUAUGGGUUCAGCGUGGACUGGUGGGCGCUGGGCGUGCUGAUGUUCGAGAUGAUGGCGGGCCGGUCGCCCUUCGACAUCGUCGGCAGCAACGAAAACCCAGACCAAAACACAGAAGACUACCUCUUUCAAGUUAUAUUGGAAAAACAGAUCCGAAUCCCGCGCUCAUUGUCAGUGAAAGCUGCCAGCGUUCUCAAAGGUUUCCUCAACAAGCUACUGUGGGAAAAGUCGACCAAGUUUGCUAAUAAUCAAAUUGUAAUUUUUGUUUUCUCGUCGUUUCAGCUGGAGCAGAAGCAGGUGCUCCCGCCGUUCAAACCCAACAUCUCAGGGGAAUUCGGGCUGGACAACUUCGACGCCCAGUUCACCAACGAGCCCAUCCAGCUCACGCCUGACGACGAGGACGUCGUCAGGAAGAUCGACCAGUCCGAGUUCGAGGGCUUCGAGUACAUCAACCCUCUGCUGAUGUCGGCGGAGGAGUGCGUGUGAGAGACUCGACAUCUAUCCCCGUGAACGCCACCCACCUACAAACACACACACAAACACACACACCGACCACGCGUGUUUACGCGGCGUCUCCUUGCUGCAUGGUUACCGAGACGACCCAGCAACAUCAACRUUUUUUUCMGAGGGCCUCACAUGCACAAGUAGAGCGCUUUGUUUUUGCCAAAACCAGUCUCACACUCUGCCAUUUAUAACCACUUGUCCUUAAGCCUACCUUGUUUCUUAGAUAUUUUUUUAUGUCAUAUGAAUCUGCUCUGAUCGGUUCCUUCAUCUGGGCCCMUUUAAUGCGGCCGCAAAGUUCUUCCACGGUUGCUGACGGACUGAGCAUCCACUCCUUUCAGCCGACGGGGCGUUUUUAUUCAAGUGUAUAUAAUAAACUACUAUUGAGGAUGAACAUUAGACGGGGCCUUUUUAGCUUCACGCCACACUCACAGUAAUUAGUUCUGUCUAGAACAGUAAUCAUAACACUAUAAAUCUAUAUAUUUUCUCAUAUUUUAUUUUAGGUUAUGUCAGUCGUAACAGCCUGUGUACAAGAACCAGACGAGUUCUGAGCUUCAGGUCCCUUCUGUCUGAAUGAAGGAAAUGAAACACUAAUAGUGAGUUAAUGCUGUGAAUGAAGUCGCUGUGGGAGAUGGAUGAAUAGCACAAAGUACCUGGACACCGUAGCACAGGUUUUAUUUAGAUUUUUUCUUUAAAAACAUGCUCAUACAGGACCAAAAACAUUUUUMUGGUACUUGUUAGAUGGAACAGUAUGCAUAAGGAAGAUGUGCUGUCCUAGGUCAUAGAAUUUAUAUAUUCAGAUUUUUCUUUUUUCUAUUUUUCUUUAUUUUAUAUGAUGCCUUUCUGAAACUUUCGCUCUUUGUUUUUUUUGUUCUUUUUUUUUUUGUUCCAUGUGCGUCUUUUUUCUUGUAAAACCAAACUUGAGCAGUUUUGACCCUCUAACGUGGCUUUAACACUGUUAAUGGAGCCCGCGAUCGAAUUUUGGAAUAAGAUAUUUUAAAGCAAACAAAUGAAUGUAACCACAUAGGCGAGGGCGCAUGUUUGUCUGGCAAUGCAUUCAUCUGUUACAGUUUAGCUUUAUUGUUACUUUUCUGUUGAAUCAGAUUUAAUUUAGAUUUUUUUUUCUUUGUUUUUUCACUACAUUGAUUCCAAAAUGUUAACGGGGGACACAGUGUAAACACUAUUGUUUGUAUUCGUUGUAUUUUGCAGAUGUUUUACCAUCCGCUGGACUUUAUUAGUGAUCAAAGAAGAAAAAUGAAAAUGCAGAUGGUAAAAUAAACAUUUUAUUUCUCUCCUUGUGG
This is a messenger RNA of Poecilia reticulata (guppy), 3482 nucleotides long. NCBI's taxonomy places the organism in Eukaryota, Metazoa, Chordata, Actinopteri, Cyprinodontiformes, Poeciliidae. The record is from RefSeq and is a predicted model, not a curated record.